Suncus etruscus (white-toothed pygmy shrew) is the source of this 1652-nucleotide messenger RNA. It is a transcript of the gene NMNAT2, whose product is annotated as nicotinamide nucleotide adenylyltransferase 2. Gene Ontology annotation, cellular component: Golgi apparatus. Lineage: Eukaryota; Metazoa; Chordata; Mammalia; Eulipotyphla; Soricidae. Bases 104 to 1027 code for a protein of 307 amino acids. The record is from RefSeq and is a predicted model, not a curated record. Gene Ontology annotation, biological process: NAD+ biosynthetic process. Gene Ontology annotation, molecular function: nicotinamide-nucleotide adenylyltransferase activity; nicotinate-nucleotide adenylyltransferase activity. The transcript is spliced from 11 exons.
GGGGGCCCUUGGCGUCCGCCGCCCGAGCCUCGCCGAGCCUCGCCGCCCGUCCCCGCUGCCGCCGCGCCGAGCUCCGGAGCGGGAGGCGCCCCCGGGCCGCACCAUGACGGAGACCACCAAGACGCACGUGAUCCUGCUGGCCUGCGGCAGCUUCAACCCCAUCACCAAGGGCCACAUCCACAUGUUCGAACGAGCCAGGGAUUAUCUGCACAAAACCGGGCGAUUUAUCGUGAUAGGGGGGAUCGUGUCCCCUGUCCACGACUCCUAUGGAAAGCAGGGCCUCGUGUCCAGCAGGCACCGUCUGAUCAUGUGCCAACUGGCUGUGCAGAACUCUGAUUGGAUCAGGGUGGACCCCUGGGAGUGUUACCAGGACACAUGGCAGACCACUUGCAGUGUGCUGGAGCACCACCGAGACCUCAUGAAGCGGGUGACUGGCUGCAUCCUCUCCAAUGUCAACACCCCCUCUGUUACACCCGUGAUUGGGCAGCCUCCUAAUGAGACCCCCCAGCCCAUCUACCAGAACAACAACGUGCCCCCCAAGCCCACUGCAGCCAAGAUUCUGGGGAAAGUUGGGGAGAGCCUGAGCCGCAUCUGCUGUGUGAGACCCCCCGUGGAGCGCUUUACCUUUGUAGAUGAAAAUGCGAACCUGGGUACUGUGAUGCGGUAUGAGGAGAUUGAGCUGCGAAUCCUGCUGCUGUGUGGGAGUGACCUUCUAGAGUCUUUCUGCAUCCCAGGACUCUGGAAUGAGGCUGAUAUGGAGGUGAUCGUAGGGGACUUUGGGAUUGUGGUGGUUCCCCGAGAUGCAGCAGACACAGAUCGGAUCAUGAAUCACUCCUCAAUACUCCGCAAGUACAAAAACAACAUCAUGGUGGUGAAGGAUGACAUCAAUCAUCCCAUGUCUGUGGUCAGCUCAACCAAGAGCAGGCUGGCCCUGCAGCAUGGGGAUGGCCACGUCGUAGACUACCUGGCCCAGCCAGUCAUCGACUACAUUCUCAAGAGCCAGCUGUACAUUACCGCCUCUGGCUAGAGCCUGCUGGCCUCUGCUCGCUACUCCUCCCGUCUGUCUCCUCUUGGACUGUGCUCCAGCCCCUGUGCAGCUGCCCCAGGCCUCUCCUCAUACUCCAUUCUCUGGGCUUGGGCUCGGGCUCAAGUGGGAGCCGGUGUUAAAGCCCUCAGACAUAUGUUGCGUCUGUCCCCAGCAUGCUCCUGAGAGCAGCUCUGGCACAUGCCCUGGGGCACUGGGGGUGGGGCUCCAGCCUCUUCCCAGCAUGUCCAGGGAUGGCAGUGCCAGCAUCUCCUCUCAGCAUGCCCUGGGGAGUGGCUUCUGUCAGCCUUCCCAGCAUGCCCUGGAAGGUAGCACUGGCCCUGUCCUCCCAGCACGCCCGGGGGUGGCUCUGGCCCUGUCCUCCCAGCAUGACCUGGGGUGGCAGCUCCAGCCAGUUCUCCCAGCAUCUUCUGGGAGUUCUGGCUCUCCCCUCCCAGCAUGCCCUGGGGAGGCGCCCGGCAUCCCUUCCAGUAGACCCUUGCUCACAAAGGGCUACGCCCCUUCAUCGUCCCCUCCUCCUGCCUUUCAAGUUAAAUUUCUUUUUCUUUUUAAAUUUUUUCAGUGGUGGUGUCACUCCUCCUAUAACGGGUGAAUUCUGUGUCCUUGG